AUGUCUCAUGAUCUACUGGAUAUCUGUGCCUGUCUCACAGAAUUUGCUGAGGAGGCUGGUGAAAUCAUUCUCAAGGCCCAGAGAUCAAGACCUGUGAUCACGCAGAAAAAGAACAGCAAGAGCUGUGUUGCAUCCGCAUCCUCCUUGUCCUCAGCUAACCGCCUACCUGCUCUAGCCGCCGACAUCGUGACACCAACAGAUCAGGAAGUGGAAGAAUUUGUUCGACAGUCACUUGCGAAGCGUUAUCCCGACCUCGAAUUCAUUGGUGAAGAGACGUACAAGACAGGAAUGCAGAUUUCAGAUCGCCCCACGUUUAUCGUCGAUCCUAUCGAUGGGACGUCGAAUUUCGUCCACUCAUUUCCGGACGUGUGUAUCUCGAUUGGUCUACUAAUUGUCAGGAGACCUGCCGUCGGUGUCGUAUACAAUCCCUUUCGGCAAGAGUUGUGGUACGCAGCACGCGGCCACGGGGCUUUCACUCAAAUAUUCCAUGGCGAGAGGCAAAAGCUCCCGUUUGUUUCGGCGCCUUUGCAAGGCCUAGAUGCUGCCAGCGUUGGGAUAGAAUGGGGAAGUGAUAAAGAAGGCCCAAAUUUCAAACUCAACUUAGUAGUAUUUACAACCUUGGCUCGCACCGCUGCAACAGGUAGCCGCUUUAUCAACUCAUUGAGAUGCACUGGCUCCGCGGCAAUCACAAUAUGCAGAGUCGCUACGGGCCAGCAGGAUGCUUUUUGGGAAUGUGGUUGUUGGGCUUGGGACGUUGCCGGCGCUUGGUGUAUCUUGGUCGAAUCUGGAGGAAUCAUGAUUGACGGUCACCCUGGGCAGUGGACGGCGCCCAUUGACAAUCGCCGCUAUCUCGCCGGAAGACCUGCGACGACCGGGCAGCGAAAAUUCAUACAGGACUUCUGGUCCGUUAUCGGAGAGAAUAGAUCCACUUAUGGCCCGCCAGACGUGAGGGUGUCUGAUUCCAACUGA
Molecule: messenger RNA, 969 nt
Organism: Exophiala aquamarina CBS 119918
Lineage: Eukaryota; Fungi; Ascomycota; Eurotiomycetes; Chaetothyriales; Herpotrichiellaceae
Exons: 1
Coding region: 1-969 (322 amino acids)
Biological process (GO): signal transduction; inositol metabolic process; phosphatidylinositol phosphate biosynthetic process
Molecular function (GO): inositol monophosphate 1-phosphatase activity
Source: RefSeq, a predicted model, not a curated record